Talaromyces proteolyticus is the source of this 2509-nucleotide messenger RNA. RefSeq names its product putative pheromone-regulated membrane protein. Gene Ontology annotation, molecular function: transmembrane transporter activity. The record is from RefSeq and is a predicted model, not a curated record. Lineage: Eukaryota; Fungi; Ascomycota; Eurotiomycetes; Eurotiales; Trichocomaceae. Gene Ontology annotation, biological process: transmembrane transport. The transcript has a single exon. The coding region runs from base 151 to 2394 and encodes 747 amino acids.
GUUGCGCUUCUGUACCCAAUUGUUGUGUUUUCAUUGCUCUCUCAAUGACUGCAAUGGAUCUCUCCCUACGAUCCCGUCUCUGCUGAGGGAAUCGAAACUAUAUCCCGACUGCCACUGGAAGCUACCGAGGAUAUCUGCACGCACCGUACCAUGGCCGACACUCCAUACAACAAUGGCAGUGUCGGCGAUAUCACCCCAGACAGGUCGAGCCUGGACUUUCCAGGUCCAGAGCUGGCGCCUGAAGAGAUUGCAGAGCGACUGCGGAAUAUUCGUGUGAAAUUUCGCUCCCGCGACGAGCACGCUCCCGAUCCGCAAUAUGCAGAAGAUACCCUGACAGAAAUCUCUACCCACCACCACCACCACCAACACCAUCACCACCACAACAUGCCCGACCUCGAAAAGGCCGAUACCGCCCGAUCUGAUGCCAAUGACGAAGAUGGAAAGAAUCAUCUGACCCGCGUCCUGACCCUACGUGAUCGCGCUCGCAUGUUAAUGACAAGGCUGGGGCGUCCGGAGGAGCCAGGCGAUGCGCUCAUACCAGGCAUGACAACGGCGGAUUGGGUUGGGGAUCUGGAUCCCGUGGAGGCCGAUAUGAUGCACCCUCAGGAGCAUGCAGGAAAGCACCCCACUACCGAGGCCAAUCGUCUGGUGCGAGGAGUGCAGAAUCUCAAGCGCAGAAAGCCCCUACGCACCCAUUCGUCUGACUCGAUUCCCAGCGUCGGUUCCGAUACCGAGUCAGAGUCGCCUUAUCGGGGUGAAGGCAUUCUAUCGCAUUUGCUUCGCCUGCACAACCAGCAAGCGUCUGGUCGUAGCACGCCGGUCACCCCAGAUAGCGGCACCACGACUCCAAAAAAGGUCAAAUGGUAUCACAAACACUCACCGAAUCAAUCGACCAUGUCACUGGUCGGAGCAAGUCUGAGUCUAGGCACUCCAGGUAACCCAUUGGCUCUGGACGAUCUACAGAAGACUGUGAAUAGCAAGCGACGCAAGAUGCAUCACAAAAAAAAAGACCCAAGGGAACAUAUAGCAGUGCGUAUUGCUACCAUUAUCACUCGACAAAGAUACCUCAUGAUUCUCUGUCGAGCCCUGAUGAGAUUUGGUGCUCCAAGCCAUCGUCUGGAAGAAUAUAUGCAGAUGACGGCUCGAGUGCUCGAUAUCCACGCGCAAUUCCUGUAUCUGCCAGGAACCAUGAUCAUGUCGUUUGAUGAUUUGGCCACGCGUACGACCGAGGUCAAACUCGUGCGAGUCGUGCAAGGCGUUGAUCUAGCCCGGUUGGAAGACAUCCAAGACAUUUACAAAAAUGUCGUCCACGAAAAAGUGACCGUUGACGAGGCUAUUGUUCAGCUAGAAGACGUGAUGAAUCGGCCCCCAAAAUACCCAACCUGGUUGGUGGUUCUAUGUUAUGGAUUUGCAUCUGUCUCAGUCGGCCCCUUUGCCUUUCAAGCACGUCCAAUCGAUAUGCCAAUCAUAUUCUUUCUCGGUAUUGUGCUUGGAUUGCUUCAACUUGUUUUCUCACCCCGAUCUAGCUUGUAUUCCAAUGUCUUUGAAGUACUAGCUACCAUCAUCACCUCGUUCCUAGCACGCGCCUUUGGUAGUAUCCGAAAUGGUCUCGAAGACAAUGGCGAUCCGCAUUACAUUUUCUGUUUCUCCUCUUUGGCCCAGUCUUCAAUUGCAUUGAUUCUUCCUGGUUUUUUGGUUCUGAGCAGCAGUCUGGAAUUACAGUCCCAUCAAAUCAUCCCUGGGUCCAUCCGCAUGGUAUAUGCCAUUAUUUAUUCGCUUUUCCUGGGAUACGGAAUUACUGUUGGCACCACUAUUUAUGGACUCAUGGAUGGCAAAGCUAAUCCAAAUACGACCUGCCCUGGACCCGAAAUAGGCAACAACCAGUAUCUCCAACGCUUCCCAUUUGUGGCGCUGUAUGUGAUCUUUCUCGUCAUUAUCAACCAGGGAAAAUGGAAGCAAGCCCCUGUCAUGAUAGUCAUAGCCGUGGCCGGUUAUGUGGUAAAUUACUUCAGCAAUUUAAAGCUCGACUCGAAUAUGGAAUUGGCCAACACUCUAGGGGCAUUCACCAUUGGUACGCUAGGGAAUUUGUACAGCCGUCUCUGGCACGGCCAUGCCGCUACUGCUAUCUUACCUGGCAUAUUCGUGCUCGUGCCAUCUGGUCUCGCCUCAUCAGGCUCGUUGGUCUCUGGCGUUCAAUCUGCAAGCCAAAUCCGGGCAAACCUAACGGGUCACGAUAACGGCACAUCGAGCUCGGCGAACAGCAGUAAUAGCUCCGUGUAUGACAUGGGUUACGGAAUGAUUCAGGUUGCCAUUGGGAUCACCGUCGGUCUGUUCCUGUCCGCAAUUCUUGUAUACCCAUUAGGCAAGAGACGAAGCGGGCUGUUCAGUUUUUAAUGCAUAUAUUGUUCUGUUUAGAGUUUGUAUAGAAUGUGCAUUGAUGCAUUGUAUUGGUUUAGCUGCAUAUAACAAAUACAUUAAAUAAUACUAAUCAAAUCAUACCAUGUUAACA